AUGAGCUCUCAUGCGUGUUCUCCAGAAGAUGUGCAGCACCAGCAGGUGACCCAGUCCUCCAUCCUCCUCCGGCUUCAGGAGGCCACCAAACCGUCUCCAGCGGACAGCGAGAGCUGGAGUUCUGGACCGUCACAUCUACAGGUGGAGCGUCUGAGGGGUGAGUGUGGUGUGUUUCUGCUCCGGAGGUUGAUGAUGUGUCGUCCUCUGCUCAGUGAAGAGAUCCAGCGCUGGAGGAGGAGCAGGAGCAGCUGGACACAGAGGAGCAGCUCCGAGGAGGAGAGCGACCGCUGCGGUGUGUCCCAGAGUAAGAUGUGUGUGUCCUGCCGCACGAGGAAGACUCCUCUCUGGAGAGACGCUGAGGACGGGACGCCGCUAUGUAACGCCUGUGGCAUCAGGUAUAAGAAGUACCGCGUGCGCUGUCAGCGGUGCUGGAACAUCCCCAAGAAGGACACAAACACACACUCCUCGCGUCAGAGAUGCGGCGAGGUCCUGAAGCUGAAGCGCAGCAGCUGCUAGACACUCAUGAGCUCCGGGACUGAUCGCUGCGGUUCACUCUUCACUUACUUAAUUUACACAUUUACUGCUGAAAAUAUUUAUUGAUUUGUCACAGUGUCUCUGAUUUGUGUUUGCGGCUGUGUUUGUGUUCAGAGGUUUUCUGUGC
Messenger RNA from Carassius auratus (goldfish), 661 nucleotides. RefSeq names its product GATA transcription factor 14-like. Gene Ontology annotation, biological process: spermatogenesis; oocyte development; regulation of transcription by RNA polymerase II. The transcript is spliced from 4 exons. Lineage: Eukaryota; Metazoa; Chordata; Actinopteri; Cypriniformes; Cyprinidae. The coding region runs from base 1 to 516 and encodes 171 amino acids. Gene Ontology annotation, cellular component: nucleus. Gene Ontology annotation, molecular function: zinc ion binding; sequence-specific DNA binding. The record is from RefSeq and is a predicted model, not a curated record.